AUGGCCUCAGUAGAGUUGCAAUAUGGAGGUCAAAGCCUGAGCUCAGUGAAGGUGAAGGCAGGAGAGGCACUGCGUCUCCACAGGACUUCGGUGGGAGAGGAAGCUCAGGAGGAUGGGGGCGCAGAGGGAGGAGCCGAUGGUGCAGAGAGCUUUCACUCUGUGGAGUCGCCCACUUCUAACAGAGGAGUCUUUUCAUCAAUCACACACGCAGGAAAAUCAGUGAUCAGUGGAGGUUUGGACGCACUGGAGUUCAUUGGGAAGAAGACUAUGACUGUUCUUGCCGAGAGCGACCCUGGAUUCAAAAAGACGAAAAUACUGAUGGAAAAAACUGCAUCCCUGAGUCAGAUUUUAAAGGAAGCCAAAGAGAAAGAACGUGCCCGACUCUGCAACCAUCCAGUCAGCGCUCCCUCUGCCCACUAUGGCAUUUUAUUCGACGAUUACCAGGGCUUAUCGCAUCUUGAGGCCCUUGAGAUCUUGUCCAACGAGAGCGAAGCCAAAGUUCAAGCCUUUUUGUCUUCUCUGACUGAAACAGAGCAGGAGGAGGUUAAAACUGAAUUGAUUUUUAUAAAAGACAUCUUCAUCAGGCAAGAGGAUGAGGAGGCAAAGGAGGAAACCAAAGCUCAAGAAGGAGAGGGACCUGAGGCCAAGGAUAAUGCCUCCGAUAGCGAAGAGUUCCUGAGUGUUCUUACCGAGCUGUUGUUUGAACUUCACGUUGCAGCCACUCCCGACAAGCUCAACAAGGCUCGUAGGAGAGCCCAUGAUUGGGUAAGUGAGGUGGAACGGCCCGUCACUGCGGAUACUGUUGGCAGGGAAACAGAGGACCCAAUGAAUAGAGAGGCAUUGGGUGAAGAAAACAAGAGUGGAGAGAAUGGACAAGAUAAAAGUGAAGAGACAAAUGAAGAAACCAAAGAAAAGGACUCUAGAUCUGUAGAGGCUGUCUACCUGUCCUCAGUUGGAAGUUUGGCUGAAGUGACCGCACGCAGUAUUGAGCAGCUCCACAAGGUGGCAGAGCUCAUCCUCCACGGUCAGGAGCAGGAGAAGGCUGCCAGAGACCAGGCCCAGGUCCUUACCAGGUUAACAUGUGCUAUGUGUAAAGAAGUAGAGACUUUGGCCAAGAAAUUCUCUGACACGCUGCUUUAUGUUGGGAGUCCAAAGAAGGCCGAGGAGCUGAAUCCAUUGGUAGACAGUGUGCUGCAAGAGGGCUCCAACAGCACAAACUACAUUCAAAACGCAUUUCAGCUCUUGCUCCCAGUUCUGCAGAUCUCCCAUAUCCAGAGCCAGCAGUGUCACAAUACAACACAAGGAGAGGGUACAACACACUAACACACAAGCCCCGUCGCAAGCUUCUUAAGUUACUAAUAUAUGAUGAUUAAUUGUAAACACACUUUUUCAGAUAUGCUUUAGUUGUAUAGAACAUCUUAAAGGUCCUAUAUUGCACUAUUUUUGACUUAUGUUAUGAUGUUUCCUCGUCACAAACAUAACUGGAGUUGUGUUGUAUUUCACUAUUUUUGACUUAUGUUAUGAUGUUUCCUCGUCACAAACAUAACUGGAGUUGUGUUGUAUUUCACUAUUUUUGACUUAUGUUAUGAUGUUUCCUCGUCACAAACAUAACUGGAGUUGUGUUGUAUUUCAUUUGCACAUGUUUGACACACCAGUCCUGCAUAUUUAGGCUUCUCUAAGCUUCUUUAGAGUUCUUCUCUCAGACAGAAAACACUCUGAUCCACCUUGUGAUGACAUGCGAUAAUACAGAAAGUGCUCUUGUGUGUUUUUAAACUCCAUACACCUUCACUAGAAUCAUUUUGUAUCAUUUCAGCUCUGUAAUUGCACAUCUCUAUUGAACUAAAGGUAAAAGAAGCUGUUAAUUUAUGAACUACCAUUACAUCACAUCACAAGGUACAACAGAGCAUUUUGAGCUUUGGAGAUGUACACAGAUUAAUAAACCAUGAUUGCGCAAACAUGUAUGAAUGAAACAAAACACAACUCUGGGUAUGUUUUUGAGGAGCUAACAACAUUAUAACAUGGCUAAAAGUUCACAAAAUUUUGUGUAGUGUAGGACCUUUAGGCAAGCAUUUCCAGAAAUGUAUAAAUUGUUUUUUAAGCUCAUAGAUGUAGUCGUAGAUUUCUUGCACUCCAUUUGAUGCAUUGGUAUUUCUAUGGGAAAGUUUUGUUGCACAUCAAAGAAUUUAUUGGAUCUGGUUUGAAAUGAACCAGCAUUACCGACUAGAAAUAUUUAUUAUGACUAAUUUAGACAACACUUAAUCAUUGUGUACAUUUCGAUUUAGGAUUCAGGAUUUUUUUUUUUUAUUAAUUUCAUAUACAGUGGUUUUAUGAAAUGUUAUGCUGCUACAUACUGUAAAUGUCAACUUUUUGAGAGGACCAAAUUAUGCCAACUUCAGAAUUUUUAUUUAAUUUUUCUAAUCCACUGUUGCUUUAAUACUGCAUUAUAAACAUAUAGAUUUAUUUGCUAUUGCUUACGUUACUUGCCUUGAUCAAUUUUCAUUCAUGAAGGGUCCCUUAAGCCCACUCUCUUUAAUUAAAUUAAACCUUUAAAGAGUAACGUUUACUGUAUUGAUCAACAGUGUUCAGGAAAGCUUUUACGUGAAUAAAAUAUAAGACUGCAUAUUGUAUCUUAAUGUUUUGGCGUUUCUUUUGGGACCAGCGCUUUCAUCACCAGAAUAUAAUUAACUUACUUGAAGAGAAGGCU
Boleophthalmus pectinirostris (great blue-spotted mudskipper) is the source of this 2704-nucleotide messenger RNA. It is a transcript of the gene fam114a1, whose product is annotated as family with sequence similarity 114 member A1. The record is from RefSeq and is a predicted model, not a curated record. The transcript has 11 exons. NCBI's taxonomy places the organism in Eukaryota, Metazoa, Chordata, Actinopteri, Gobiiformes, Gobiidae. The coding region runs from base 1 to 1323 and encodes 440 amino acids.